This is a messenger RNA of Glossina fuscipes, 2117 nucleotides long. RefSeq names its product protein Red-like. The record is from RefSeq and is a predicted model, not a curated record. Gene Ontology annotation, cellular component: nucleus. Lineage: Eukaryota; Metazoa; Arthropoda; Insecta; Diptera; Glossinidae. The coding region runs from base 110 to 1708 and encodes 532 amino acids. Gene Ontology annotation, biological process: mRNA splicing, via spliceosome. The transcript is spliced from 2 exons.
GAGCAACUCUUCCUGAUAAUAUCUCGAGUGCUGGCAUCUCUGUUAUUGAAGUUGUAUUUUCAGAAAUUAUUGCAAAAAUAUUAAAAGUUGUGUUUUUUUUUUCAAGAUUAUGGCUGAAUCAGCGCAAGUAGAAUCUACACCUUCGGUGCGUUUAACAAAUGAUGAUUUCCGUAAAUUGUUGGCCACACCACGGGCUCCACCUUCUGGAACUGGCGCGUUGGCUACAGCCAAUUUUGCUACACCAGGAACGCCAGCAUCUGUGACUGAAAAGAAGCGUAGCUCUCAUGGCGGUAGUAGUGAGCGCGGGGAUUUGCGCCGUAAAAAGAAAAAUUUCUAUGCUGCCCUUAAAAAACAAGAGGACAAUAAGUUGCAAGAAUUAUCGGAAAAGUAUCGCGACCGAGCCCGGGAACGUCGCGACGGUGCAAAUCCAGAUUAUCAGAAUGUUAGUACCCCGGGACAUGGCAGUACUAAUGCUUAUCGGGCUGUAGCACCAGAUCUAAAAUCCGGUAUAGAUGCGGCCGAAAGAAGAAAACGUAUUAUUCAGGAAUCAAAGUUUUUGGGUGGUGACAUGGAGCACACUCACUUGGUGAAGGGGCUUGAUUAUGCUCUAUUGCAGAAAGUGCGCUCCGAAUUGCAAGUGAAAGAGCAAGAAGAAAGAGAAAUGGCUGCAGCCGAGGCCUCUGAGAAAUUAGCAGAAGCUGCCGCUGCUGAACGCCUGGAAGCUGAACGUCGUGAAGCAGAAGAUACUAUGGCUAUAAAAGGUUCGAUGGCGCGUAACAUUUACAAUCUAGUGCAAAGCAAACGUUCAAAGGAAAUUCAGCGUAUGGAGUUGUUUGCUCCAAGCCGUAUGGCGUAUGUAAUUGAUUUGGAAGAUGAUACUGGCGAAACGGAUAUACCUACCACAUUGAUAAGAUCGAAAUAUGAAGUGCCAAUUAAUCGCGAAGAUGCAGCCACUCUUACCACCAACGACAUUGUAAUUAAUAAAUUAUCACAAAUUCUCUCUUAUUUAAGAGCCGGGGGCCGCAAUAAAAAGAAUAAAAAGCGCGAUAAAGAUAAACCAUUAUUCUAUGAUAAGGAGGUGGAGCAAUUAACUUCAGCAGCGAAAUUAAUUAAUAAAGCGCCAGUGGGUGACAGCAUAUACGACGAUAUCGGUGAUUAUCAACCUCUAGCGCAAAAUGAUAGCAAGUCAUCAAAAGCGGAUAAACACUAUUCCGGUAAUAGCAAUGAAAAGCCACCAACUUAUUUUGGAGAUAAGCGUAUAGAAGACGUUGAACCUGUUAUUACUACGAUACCACCUCCGCCUAAAAUAACUAAAUCGUCGAUAGCUUCACGAUUUACUAACGAACCCGAAGGCUAUGCUGAAUGUUAUCCUGGGUUAGAGGAAAUGAAUGAUGCCAUUGAUGAUUCCGACGAUGAAGUGGAUUAUACUAAAAUGGAUUUAGGCAAUAAAAAAGGACCUAUCGGGCGUUGGGAUUUUGAUACUCAAGAGGAGUAUUCUGAUUAUAUGAGCACUAAAGAAGCUUUACCGAAAGCCGCUUUUCAAUAUGGCGUUAAAAUGGAAGAUGGUCGCAAAACGCGAAAACAUAAGACAGGUAAAAAUGAGAAAGCGGAGUUAGAUCGCGAGUGGCAAAAGAUUCAGGGCAUAAUACAAAAACGCAAAAUCAAAUCAUCUAACGAUGAGCCCGAAUAUAAGCAAAUAAAAUAUUAAAAUCCAUUAUCAAAAUUAAUUUGUGUGCAAUGCUUCGUUAUCAGCCAAUAUUAGGCCAGCUAUAAUAAGCAAAAGAAUGAAGAAAGAAAAACAAAUGCGAAAAUGCUUAAUAUGGUGUUGGGGCAAAAGCUUGGGAUGAUUUGGAUAAGGAGCCUUGGUUACGCUUUUAUAUAUGUGUAAUCCAUUAUUCUUUGUUUCCCUUUCGAAGAAUGCACAUUUGCCGAACUGUUGUUAAGUACUCCCCCCUUUGGAAGAAUUAUUUAAACAUUUCACUUGAAUUUUCUUUAAAUGAAUCCUACGCCGGCAAUGUUUAUAAAGUAAGAGCAUCCAUUAAGAGCAUCUGGAUUAUUUAGUUAUUACAUUUAUUAUUGUAUACAAAUAAAAUUAUGUUUUUGUUCUAUAUUAUGCA